AUGGAUGGAAGCAACAAGCGAAGUUUGGAUGGCGGAGAGGACGUCGAUGACGAUGACAAAAAACCUGCCGCCAAGGACUUGGGAGACGCUACCGCUCCGCCCAAACGAAAACGAAAGAGUGAUGGCAAACCCGAAAAGACCAAUCACCAGGAGCGCUGGCAGGGAAUGUACGAUCGCCUCGUUGCCUACAAGGCUCGUUUUGGAGACACAAGCGUUCCCAAUCGCUACCCGGAGGACCCCCAGCUUGGCUCAUGGGUGUCUGCUCAACGUCGAGCAUACAAGACAAUCACCGAAGGUGGAACGGGGUCGUCUGCCAUGACAUUGGAACGAGCCAACAAACUCAAAGAGUUGGACUUUGAGUGGGAGGCAAUCAACCCCAACAAUGUACCGUGGGAAACUCGUUACAAGGAACUGUGUGCGUUUGUGGCCAAGUAUGGACACGCCAACGUUCCAAUGCGAUGGAAGGAGAAUGUUCAGCUCUCAAAUUGGGUUUCCAAGCAGCGCCACGACUUUAAGCUAUUGCAACGAGGGACAUCGUCUCGGUUGACUCAGAAGCGGAUGGAAUUGCUGAAUAAUAUAAACUUUGUGUGGGAAGUGGAACGAGGCUCCUCCAUAGCACAAUUGCAGCGUGUUGCAGUGGUUGGAUUGCCCAACCGGAAGGGAAGCAAAGCCAAAAAGCAGGCUGCCAAACUCCUGGAUCUCAAGAAUGAAGAGGCAAAGGACCAGGCAGCCAACGCAGGAUCACCAUCUUCAAUGGCUGUGGCAACUGGAGACGGUGGUGGGGGGGAGAUGCAAGCGGCCGUGAAAACACCGACAGGUACACAACAACACGGACAUGCCGCCUCUGCGGUCGCCUCGCUUCCCGCUUCUGGUCCCCACGCUAGGCCUUUCUCGUCAAUCCCGGCUCGGCUGGGAGGUAAUUUACCGUGUCUUGCUGGCACAAGUGGUAACCUAGUUGCAGGACACUCUGCUGGCAAGGGAGUACAGCCAACUGACGAUGGCCAUGGGGCAUACACCGUGCCCCCAGCCGAAGGAGACAAUGGCGGAGCCACCGCCUUGAACAAUAUUGGCUCUCUCCUCGCCUCUCAAUUUGCUAUUAGCGGUGCUGGUGCUCCUGGUUCCGCCCCACCCCCUUUAGCUAAUGCAGCGUCAAUUCUUCAUAAUGCCAACCUUGCCACAGGCACUUCCUCUGUCACGGACCCAAAUCUUCUCCUGUGGCAAGCUCUGCAGUCAGAGCAACAACCACAGACAGUUAUACUACCAAUCCUGACACUCUUGCCUACAAACCUUGGUAUCGGGACGCAGUCGAGCAUCCCUCUGGCAACGUUGCUUCAAGCUUUGCAAGGGCCCAACAACAAUCUCCAACCCUCACAGGCGAAUAAUGCUGCACUAGCGGGCCUCCUUGGCGGCGUUGGUGUUGGUGGAACAGCUUCGUCUGUGGGUGUUGCCGGCAAUGGCUUGGCAGUGGGUUUGGGUGGUGGAUCUGGAAGCUUCAACACCGCCUCCUCCCUCCUCACGGCAGGGCAGCAACAGGCUUCUUCUUCAGUUUUGACAUCUGCGUCUUUGGCAGCAGCUCUAGGUACAGUGAACGCGGCCAACCCUUCGGACGUUGGUGGGCUAGCAUCGGGGACGACCAGUUCCCUAUUGGCAAACGUUUUGAGAAGUGGCAACCUUAGCACAGCAGAUGCGUCUCAGUUGGCUUCAGCAAUAGCUGCUUCGUCUACGGCCCAAGCAUCAAAUCAUCCUUCCGCUUCUGCAUUUGCCCUGACGUCGGCUUUGGCGGCAAGUGGCACCUCCAUCAACGUUGGCCAAACUCCAGCUACAAACGCUACAAACCCCAACUUCUCCUAUUUGGCAGCUCCCGUUCAAAGAGACUUUGGUGGCUCCAUGGCUGCCACUUCUACAGCAACGGCAGCGCCCGAUGUGCGACAAGUACCCGCAGCCAGCUUUUUCUCGUCCUUCUCACAGUCCUUGCAAUUGCCACAGCAGCAACAGCAUCAAGCGAGUGUUCAGCAGCAACAGCCCAAUGUUCAGCAGCAGCAGCAGCAGCCCAAUGUUCAGCAGCAACAGCAACAACAACUGCCACAACCCGAUUCGUCGUCGUCAGAAAGUUCCGAUGAAGAAAGCGACGCUUAG
Seminavis robusta is the source of this 2136-nucleotide messenger RNA. Lineage: Eukaryota; Bacillariophyta; Bacillariophyceae; Naviculales; Naviculaceae. The record is from the annotation of a GenBank genome assembly.